Molecule: messenger RNA, 1482 nt
Organism: Cajanus cajan (pigeon pea)
Lineage: Eukaryota; Viridiplantae; Streptophyta; Magnoliopsida; Fabales; Fabaceae
Source: RefSeq, a predicted model, not a curated record
GAUCGAAGAAAACGUGUGAUUGAGGCAGCUAUUUGUAUUCCAAAAUCCAAAUCCAGUGUGCUCACGCGUGAAGCAUCAGCAUCGCAUGUUUUAAUUUCUGCUAUGCCUAUAUUCUAUAAAUAAUAAAUAAUAUAUAUAAGUGUGUCGGUGUGCAUCUGCGUCACCGCUGAAUCCUCGCUUUCUCUUUCCAUCUUCCGCUUCUUCUAAAUAAAAUCUUCUCUUUCUCUGUUCCAAACAAGUCCAACACACUGCUUCAAUCGCAAUCUCCUAGGCACAUUGAGAAAUGAGUUUGAGUAAUGGGAAAAUUGAGAAUGAGAAGAAGCCCUUCAAGAUCUUCGUGGGGUAUGACCAGCGUGAAGAUAUCGCCUUUCAGGUAUGUCGGCAUUCCAUCUUGAGAAGGUCUUCAAUUCCUGUUGAGAUCAUACCAAUUAAGCAGUCAGAUCUGAGAAAGAGUGGCUUGUAUUGGCGGGAGAGGGGUCAGUUUGAGAGCACUGAGUUCUCAUUCACAAGAUUCUUGACACCUUGCCUUGCCAAUUACCAAGGUUGGGCCAUGUUUGUGGAUUGUGAUUUCCUCUACUUGGCUGAUAUCAAAGAAUUGGUGGACUUGAUUGACGACAAGUAUGCCAUCAUGUGUGUUCAACAUGAUUAUGCUCCCAAGGAGACCACUAAGAUGGAUGGGGCAGUGCAAACUGUCUACCCCAGAAAGAAUUGGUCUUCAAUGGUUCUCUACAACUGUGCUCAUCCCAAGAACCGUGUGCUCACUCCUGACACUGUGAAUACUCAAACAGGUGCUUUCCUUCACAGGUUUCAAUGGCUUGAGGAUGCUGAAAUUGGAUCCAUACCCUUUGUUUGGAAUUUUCUUGAGGGGCAUAACAAGGUUGUUGAGAAUGAUCCCUCUACUCAGCCAAAGUCCAUCCAUUAUACUCGUGGAGGGCCUUGGUUUGAGGCUUGGAAAAACUGUGAAUUUGCUGAUCUGUGGCUCCAUGAAAAGGAAAAUUACCUCAAGGAAGCCAACAAAGAAUCUGCCAAUUAGGUUCAAUCAUUUUUUAAGAGUCAGUUAUGCUGGCCAUGUAUUAUUCUUGAUGUCAAUUUGGUUGUGAAAAAUCCGCAUUCGAUAUGUCCUUUAGUUGUCAGCUUUGGAAGCAGGACCACUUCCAUGGAAAAAAAAAAAAAAAGAAUUGCACCAUGCGUGUUAUGAGAGUAGGAAAUGCUCUUCAUUAAGUGUUUCAUUUUUUAUUUGUUUAAUGACCUCCCUAGGACCUUAAGGAAGCAAACAAGUACCACUCUGUAUCGAAUGUUUUUAUGAAGGCUUCAUCAUGUUGUUCACUUUUAACUUCGUUGUAGCUUCUGAAUUUGUUGUUGUUCACUAUGUAUUGAAUAUUUGGAUGAAGGCUUCAUGAGAUGAGUUCCAAUAGAGGUUGCAGCUUCUGCAUGUACGUUGUCUUGAGAUUGAGAAUGUGGAAAAUGAUGAAUUCGUUUUAA